AACAACAAAACCUAACCUAUCGUAUGGUGACAGCGUUUGUUAUCGAUAUGUACCUUACCUACCUAAUUAUUCGACAACUUGUCCUGUAACUUUUAGGCUUAACGUUUUAUUUUUCAUGCGUUUUUAUAAUGGUUGUAUUUCAUUUUCAUCAGUAUCAAAUAGUUCGUGAAAUACAUUUGUGAUUUGUGAAUUUUAUUUAUUGAUUAUUUCUCCAGCGAGUAGAUACAUAUACCUAGAUCAACCCAAUGGCUUCAAUAAACCCCCUGGUGUUUCACUCCAGCCCACCAUCUUUGAAAAAGAUCACUUCCAUCUCCAUAACCAAACACCUGUGGAAAGAUAAAAUCAUCGAUGGCUCGUUCGAGCGCACCUUUUUCGAUAAACCAUCGCCGUUCAAAUUCGACAACAGGCUACCAAUACCGCAAAUGCUGGCCGAUUCGAUCGAUCAAGAUAUCGUCGCGAUUCGCUCUCAAUUAAAGAAAUGGCUGCAUUAUAUCCGCUGUCGGAUCUUCUGCUGGCAAAGCAUCGUAUUCGACGUAUUGAAGAAAUACUUCGACCGACUCAUUUGGAACAUCGAUGGAACCAUCAACGAUAUUUCAACCGCUCGCGAUAUGUUAACAUGGCCUAGGUUAUCGCCCCUUAAUAAAUAUCGAAUCGCUUGCGUUUACUGUUUAGCCGAAAACGUACGAGAAAUCAGAAGCACCUUGCCUCCUGAAAUAUUCUGGGCUAGGUACUCGUACGAUGAAGAUCCUAUGCUGUAUUACUGGGAACAGUCGCUUCGCGGAUCUCGAGAUGCCCGAUUAGAACCCAGUAGUAUUGUAAAAAAUCAUCAAGUCGAUCGUUGGUCCGCGAUCGAGUAUUUCUUCAAUCAGGCCAGACAGCCGGAUCAACAAAGACUAGUCAUAUCGACGAUCAUAUCUCAUAAAAGUUGCUUCUAUACGAGGAAACUGCUGCCUUUAUUGGAUCAGACUCGCUUAGAGUACGUGAUUUGCGAAUUCGGCUGCGAUAUCAUGAUCGAUCUGCUGUGUUGUCCGGAUAGUCAGCAUAUUGCUCUUGAAACCUGGACCUAUGUGAAGGACCGAAUAAACAAGGCUCACUUCGAGGAACUUAUUCGCUGGGUUUUAACCUUCGAAGCUGAAUACAAGCAACCAAUGGAUGAAGAAUUAGUCUCCACAUCUAUCGAAAUAUGGAACCGGUGUCCACCUCGACUGAAACAAUCCUGUUUACGUGAUAUUCUCAACGAUUCCGAAUUAUUCGAUUAUUACGGAUCGAAUUUCAGAAAACUUCCUCGUGAUUUAAGAUUCAUCAAGAGAAUAAUCUCCGAUGCCAGUCGCCAGAUGAGGAAUGAGUUCUGGAAGAAAAAUUGGAAUCUGUUGAUUCGAGGCAGUCGUCCGAUUUAUUUGAAAGAUUUGAUGGAAAUGUGCAUGGAUCCGAAAGAAAUAGAUCAUUUUAAAGAGCACACAAUGGGUGAGUUUGAAUUCAUUAGGGAAUAUUGUCUGGAGUUGAUUAAGAAAAGAUGCUACUACGAGUUGGACGAUUACUUAACAUUCUGCUAUAAAGAAAGGAAGAAAAAUCUCGAUGUUCAGCGUCGAGUGGUGGAGUAUUAUUUUCCACGAAAAAAACCCAAAUGUCCGGAAGAAGAAUGGCGCGAAUAUCAAGCAGAAUGUAUAAGAAAAUUGGAUAUUGGAAUAAGCGAAUUUAGAGAAUUCCGCAAUAGGGUGAAUGCUAAUCGACGUAAUAAUCGGUUCCGGCCUCGAAGACUUAUACGUUUUUUGCGAAUGAUAUUUACAGGUUGUAUUUUUAGCUGAAAUAUAAUGUUUUUUGAGAAAA
This is a messenger RNA of Planococcus citri (citrus mealybug), 1827 nucleotides long. RefSeq lists its product as uncharacterized. Bases 246 to 1805 code for a protein of 519 amino acids. Lineage: Eukaryota; Metazoa; Arthropoda; Insecta; Hemiptera; Pseudococcidae. The transcript has 2 exons. The record is from RefSeq and is a predicted model, not a curated record.